This is a messenger RNA of Felis catus (domestic cat), 2540 nucleotides long. RefSeq names its product post-GPI attachment to proteins 2 (gene PGAP2). The coding region runs from base 581 to 1642 and encodes 353 amino acids. The record is from RefSeq and is a predicted model, not a curated record. Gene Ontology annotation, cellular component: Golgi membrane; endoplasmic reticulum membrane. NCBI's taxonomy places the organism in Eukaryota, Metazoa, Chordata, Mammalia, Carnivora, Felidae. Gene Ontology annotation, biological process: GPI anchor biosynthetic process. The transcript is spliced from 9 exons.
UAUCUCCUGCAUACCUGGCACACUGCUGUUUUACCUCACUUAAUCCCCAGGACAACCUUGUGCUGUGGAUAGUCCUAAAACCAUUUUACAGAUGAGGAAACUGAGAUUCAGGACUGUAUGGUGAAUUGCCCAAAAUCACCAAAGAAUUAAUGGCAAGAUUAAUGCACCUCAAGUUUCAGGCAUUGGGGGUAGUCUAGAGGCACAGAGAAGGGACCCAGCCUCAGGGAAUGGUAUUUAGGGCCAAAGGAACAGACAAGGAAUAGGGUCAGGGAAUAAAGACAGGGAAUAAAGGCCAGGAGCAAGCAUCUGUAUGUUGGAGGUAGACAAAGAAGAUGACACAAAGCCCUGAGGUAGAAAACCUACAUCUAAUCAUUGAAACUAAAAGGAGGUGGUUCUUUUAGUACAGUUUUACUAAUUGUUCAUUUGCCCUGGGACCCUAAAGCACAAGGUGGAGAGGAGUUCAAAGUCACUAGAAUAGGACAUUGUCCUGCCAGACUUGGAGCCUCCAGGAGUGAGUUACCUCUGGGUCUGCCACCAUUGCCCAGUCAGGGCCUGCCACAGAAAGGGCUAGGCUGAGUGAAUGAACAAGAAUGAAUGCAUGAAAAAGAUCUCUGGUGAUGGAACGCCGCUGAGAGGUCUGACAAGAUGUACCAGGUCCCACUGCCACUGGACCGGGAUGGGACCCUGGUCCGCCUCCGCUUCACCCUGGUGGCCCUGGUCACAGUCUGCUGUCCGCUUGUCGCCUUCCUCUUCUGCAUCCUCUGGUCCCUGCUCUUCCACUUCAAGGAGACUACGGCCACACACUGUGGGGAUGUUCUCUGCGGCCUCCCAGCCCUUGGACCCAGAUGGGACUGUGUUCCGGCUCCGCUUCACGGCCAUGAUCUGGUGGGUCAUCACUUUCCCCAUGUUCGGCUUCUUCUUCUGCAUCAUCUGGUCCCUGGUGUUCCACUUUGAGUACACGGUGGCCACUGACUGUGGGGUGCCCAACUACCUGCCUUCGGUGAGCUCGGCCAUUGGUGGGGAGGUGCCCCAGCGCUACGUGUGGCGCUUCUGCAUCGGCCUGCACUCAGCGCCCCGCUUCUUGGUGGCCUUCGCCUACUGGAACCACUACCUCAGCUGCGCGUCCCCGUGUCCUGGCUACCGCCCGCUUUGCCGCCUCAACUUUGGCCUCAACGUCGUCGAGAACCUCGCACUGCUAGUGCUCACUUACGUCUCCUCUUCCGAGGACUUCACCAUCCACGAAAAUGCUUUUAUUGUGUUCAUCGCCUCUUCCCUCAGUCACAUGCUCCUCACCUGCAUUCUCUGGCGGCUGACCAAGAAGCACACAGUAAGUCAGGAGGAAUAUGAACAUGCCCAUCAUUCCUGCUGCCCUUGCCUGUGCCCCCUUCCAAAACCAAGGGAGGACCGCAAGUCCUACAACUGGAAACAGCGGCUUUUCAUCAUCAACUUCAUCUCCUUCUUCACGGCGCUGGCUGUCUACUUUCGGCACAACAUGUAUUGUGAGGCUGGAGUAUACACCAUCUUCGCCAUCCUGGAGUACACUGUUGUCCUAACCAACAUGGCGUUCCACAUGACAGCCUGGUGGGACUUCGGGAACAAGGAGCUGCUCAUUACCUCCCAGCCUGAGGAAAAGCGAUUCUAAACCCUUUCUCUCCUACUAGAAAGGAGGAGGCGGUCCACUGCCCAGAAACUAGAAACAAGACACCACUCUGGCCUUCCCCACCCUGUGUCCUCUGUGGGCCGUGCUGAAGCUGGGGGAGGGGGAGGAAGGGCAGAAGGGCACAGGACAGGGUUUUAGGUAGCCCUGCUGGCUUCUCUUUUCCCUCACCCCACUUGAAGGCACAGGGACCUUCAAGCAGCAUCACCCUUAUCGGAGAGGCCCCAAGAAGCUGAGCUGUUAGGAGAGCUCCACCAUCUGGUGCUAAAAAAAGUCCUGAGGUUUAUAACCACCAUCGGUUCUUGGCCUUUACAUAGCCACCUCUUGCUGAGGUCAGGGACCACUGAGCAGUGGCUGCUACCUGAAAACCACAGCCAUUUCUCUCCACGGGGUCAUUCACUUGACUGGUGUAUGUGAUUAUCUCCUGCACAUGCCCAGGCCUGUGCCACAGUCCCUUGCUAAGUUUGCGCAGGUGUUCUAGCUCUGACUUCACCUCCUGUUUAGUGUGUACCCCUUCCCCAUCUAAGCCUUCGUAUGUCCAUGCAGGUGGUUGGGGGUAGGAGGGCUGUAGGAUCUGUAAGGGCUCUGCCAGUGUGUGGUUCUGACACUACCUUGUGGAGGUAGUGUUCUGUACCUGAGGGAUGUCCUGCUCCAGGAAAAGCACUGGCACAGCAUUUGUUUUCCUUCCCUUCUGAAAUCCAUGGCUCACCGACUCUUCCUCCUUGGCAAAGGUGUAGGGUAGUUAGAGGCAGAUUCCUGCCCCAAAAUGGGCUCUCUGCUGUCUCCCUGUCCUCCCUGCUGCCCCAUGCCCUGACCUCUUUUGGUUGUACAUUUUAUUUCAAAGGAAAAUAAAUUUUUUUUUUUUUUUUUUUUUUUGCCAACA